This is a messenger RNA of Hippopotamus amphibius kiboko, 567 nucleotides long. RefSeq names its product ribosomal protein S26 (gene RPS26). The record is from RefSeq and is a predicted model, not a curated record. Gene Ontology annotation, molecular function: mRNA binding; structural constituent of ribosome. Gene Ontology annotation, cellular component: cytosolic small ribosomal subunit; ribosome. Bases 150 to 497 code for a protein of 115 amino acids. NCBI's taxonomy places the organism in Eukaryota, Metazoa, Chordata, Mammalia, Artiodactyla, Hippopotamidae. Gene Ontology annotation, biological process: translation. The transcript is spliced from 4 exons.
CCUGAACAAUAAAGAAAAUCUGCGUAAAGUAGAUUGCUUUUCUUGACGUGACAUCUUGGAGGAAUCUCCCGGCGUGAGCGUAGGAAUCUCGCUCUAUAUAAGAGAGCCUGACCGGGCGCCGGGUCCUCUUUCGUCUCCUCGCUUCCAAGAUGACCAAGAAAAGAAGGAACAAUGGUCGUGCCAAAAAGGGCCGCGGCCACGUGCAGCCAAUUCGUUGCACGAACUGUGCCCGAUGCGUGCCCAAGGAUAAGGCCAUUAAGAAGUUCGUCAUUCGGAACAUCGUAGAGGCCGCAGCCGUCAGGGACAUUUCCGAAGCGAGUGUUUUCGACGCCUAUGUACUGCCCAAGCUGUAUGUGAAACUACAUUACUGUGUGAGUUGUGCCAUUCACAGUAAAGUAGUUAGGAAUCGUUCUCGAGAAGCCCGGAAGGACCGAACACCUCCACCCCGAUUUAGACCUGCGGGUGCUGCCCCACGACCUCCACCAAAGCCCAUGUAAGGAGCUAAGUCCUUAAAGACUGAAGAAAUCCUGUUCUCUGAAAAGAAAAUAAAAUGGAAGUUAUACUUUA